CAAGCACCUAUAAAAGGUUGGAGACGUCUGCAGAGAGGAGCAGAAAAGCUACAAGUCUGAAGAAGGUUGUUGUUCUGAUACUAGCGUUCGGCCUCUGUCAGUCUCAUCCUAGAACUGAUGAGGACAAUGACAAAGUAUCUCAGUGUGAAGGCUCAGCCAGCUGCUGUAACAUCUGCUCUCCCACGUCUGUAACUCAAAAAAUGGGAGAGCUGGGGGAGAAAGUUGCGAACUUAUCAGAAAAAAUAACUUUUCUGGAGACCAGGCUGCAACACGCUGAAAAAGAAGUCUUGGAGUUACGGAGUCUCACUGGAAGCACUCCUCAGGUGGUUUUCUCUGCAGCUCUCAGGAAUUCUGGCUCUGGAAACACGGGACCUUUUAACACUGCUACCCCACUGCAGUAUGCAAAGGUUUUCUCCAACACUGGCAAUAGCUAUAAUCCUUCAACAGGGAUUUUCACAGCAAUGAUCAGUGGAAUGUACUUCUUUCGGUUCUCAAUGUUCAACAACCUGGCUCCUACUCCCAACUCGGUUGUGAGCCUCAUGAAGAACAAUGAGCGGCUGACGUCUGUGUGGGACACCAACGAGACUGACAGUAACGACAUGGGCAGCAACGCCGUGGUCAUCCCUCUGAAAGUGGGAGAUAACGUGUACGUGCAGCUGGAGCGAAACAGGGUCGUCUAUGAUGACGGGAUGAACUACAACACAUUCAGCGGCUUCCUGCUUUUCCCCAUGUGAGGCAAACAACACGCCUUCAUGCCAGCAUGAUUCUUUAUUUUACAGUAAAGUAAGUUUCUUUUAUCCAAGUUCCAAAUUAGUAUGAUAUGUAGAAGAUGUUUAAAAAAUAAAUCAGAAUUACUUCACUUUGA
Molecule: messenger RNA, 865 nt
Organism: Girardinichthys multiradiatus
Lineage: Eukaryota; Metazoa; Chordata; Actinopteri; Cyprinodontiformes; Goodeidae
Product: complement C1q-like protein 2
Exons: 3
Coding region: 201-734 (177 amino acids)
Molecular function (GO): protein binding
Source: RefSeq, a predicted model, not a curated record